Syngnathus typhle (broad-nosed pipefish) is the source of this 4186-nucleotide messenger RNA. Its product is annotated as transient receptor potential cation channel subfamily M member 4-like. The transcript is spliced from 28 exons. Lineage: Eukaryota; Metazoa; Chordata; Actinopteri; Syngnathiformes; Syngnathidae. Gene Ontology annotation, cellular component: membrane. Gene Ontology annotation, biological process: calcium ion transmembrane transport. Bases 81 to 3836 code for a protein of 1251 amino acids. The record is from RefSeq and is a predicted model, not a curated record. Gene Ontology annotation, molecular function: ligand-gated calcium channel activity; calcium-activated cation channel activity.
UUAUGGUUUAAAAAAAAAUCCACAGUUCAUGUUUUUUCCUGACAUCUUCCUCUAAAUCAGAGGGGGGGAAAAAAGAAAGCAUGAGAGACACUGGAGACGUAGCAGACGGCGGACACAAAAACAACAAAACUGAAAAGGACCAGAGCUGGAUCCCCAAAAUCUUCAAGAAAAGAAUUUGCACCACCUUUGUGGAAGAUUCUUUCAGUAAUGGCGGCUUGUGCCAGUGCGGGGGGACAAGAGAUACACAUGCCUCCGUGGCGCUCGGCGAUUUUUUCAGCACGGCCAUUGUCAAUCACUGGGACAGCGCCCAGCAUUCCUCCGAAUACCCAACGGAUGCCUUCGGAGAGUUACAGUUUGCAGGCGCCAGCAAGCGGCACAGCUACUUUUUGCGCUUGUCGUGGGACACACCGCCGUCUAUGGUCUACACCCUGAUGACCGCCCACUGGGGUCUGCCCGCUCCGAACUUGGUGGUGUCCGUCGUGGGCGGCGAAGGCAGGACGAAGGUGAAGACGUGGGUCCGGGAGGUCCUCAGGCAGGGUCUGGUUAAAGCCUCCCAAAGCACAGGAGCUUGGAUCUUUACGGCGGGCCUGCGCGAAGGUGUCGGCAGGUGCGUCGGCGAGGCGGUGAGGGAUCACGCCACCGCAGCGUCGUCGCUCUCCCUCAAUAAGGUGGUGGCUCUGGGCGUCGCUCCCUGGGGCCUCGUCCACAACCGCCAGCAGCUGGUCAAUGAACAGGGCAGUUUUCCUGCCAAGUAUUAUGUCAACAACAUAACCCGGGACUCGUGCUGCCUGGAUAACAAUUAUCAGGCUUUCCUGCUGGUGGAUGACGGCAGCGUGGGACGUAGAGGUGGCGAGACGGGCUUCAGGGCCAAACUGGAGGACUACAUCUCCCACCAGCGAACGGGCAUUUGGGGCAGCGGCAGUAUCGACAUCCCAGUUCUUUGCAUGCUGGUCUCAGGAGAUGCAACUCUACUCGAGAGAAUUGAUCUCUCUCUGAAGAGCUCCAUGCCCUGGUUGGUGCUAGCGGGCUCAGGAGGCACGGCCGACUUCCUGAGUGACAUUGUGAAGAAUUUAUCGUUAGCGCCGGUCGUCCCGUCUUCCGGCGAAGGUGACAGUGAGGCCGGGCCCAGUGUGGAUCUGAAAGACAGAGUGGCAGAACGGGUUCGCAAAUAUUUUCCCUCCGAAGUGGAGACGGACAAACUUGUUGAGCGUGCUCUGAGCAUCUACCAAAACAAAGACCUGAUCACCAUCUACCACGGAGAGCAGGAGGGCCCCAACGACUUUGACACAGUGUUGCUCAAAGCUCUGGUGGGAGCGUCUAAACAGCGGGUGUCGGUCGACCACAGCCCGUACAAUGAAGAACUGAAACUGGCCGUCACGUGGAACAGGGUCGACAUUGCGAAAAGUGAACUCUUCAAUGGAGACAUCCAGUGGAGGUACGAAGACCUGGAAGACUCCAUGACCGACGCCCUGGUCAACGACAAGCCUCAGUUUGUGCGCCUCUUCACCGAGAAUGGCCUCAACAUCCUGGACUACCUGACCUACGGCCGGUUGGAGAGCCUCUACAGAUCAGUGGCUGACGGGACACUUCUCUACCAGCUUCUCCAGCGCCGCUUGUUGGAAAGACUUGGUACGCCGUCGCCCCUGCAGGAGACUCCCGGCAAAAGUGCAGCGAAGAAUAUUCACGGUGGACCAGUGUCUGAGCUCAGUCUUUUUGAGGUGUCAAGAGUGCUAGAAUUGUUAAUGGGUGACGUCUGCCAGCCAUUUUAUUAUGCUCCAUUGGAUUUGGAGCAAAUCACAUCCAAGAGGAGAGCGAUGAGGCGCGCCAGUAAGCUCCUGCGUGGCGACUGUUUGUAUCGGGAGAAGCGUUGCCUCUUCCCCUGGGCUUCGCUCUUCAUCUGGGCCGUCCUCCAGAACCGCAGCGAGAUGGCCACUUUCUUCUGGGAGAUGACAGGAGAGUCCGUACUGAGUGCAUUGAGUGGCUGCAAGAUUCUCCGAGAACUUUCCAAAUUGGAAACUGAGACGGAAACCAAACUGUCAAUGAAAGAGAUGGCCCAGAAAUUUGAGAAUCUUGCACAUGAUGUCUUCAGUUCUUGUUACCGUAGCAACGAAAGUCGUUCCUUCACUUUACUGAUUCGCAAAUCGCCGGUGUGGUGCGGGACCACUUGCCUCCAAAUGGGCAUGAGUGCCGACGCGCGUCUUUUCUUCAGCCACGAUGGAGUCCAGUCUCUGUUGUCCCAAAUUUGGUGGGGUGACAUGAAGAGGAACACAGAAGUGUGGAAACUCUUGCUCACCUUCUUCUGCCCCGUCCUUUGCUACACCAACUUGAUCUCCUUCAGGUCACCAGAGGAGAACCCGCAGGAGAAAAAUAUCAAUCCCAGCGAGGACGCCGUGGGCCGAGACAACAGCCUCUACGGCACCACCGUCUUCUCCUUCUCCGACAUUAAGCACAUUGAAGCAGACUCCCAAGGAAUCUACACUCCCAGAACUGCCACCAUGAGAGGCCGACCUCUCGCCCCGAAACCUCCCGAACGUCCGUUCGUCGUGUCCAGAUGGCGUCAAUUCUGGUUCGCGCCAGUCACCUCCUUUUUGGGCAACGUCCUCAUGUACUUCCUCUUUCUGCUGCUUUUCGCCUACGUGCUGCUGGUGGAUUUCAAACCGCCGCCCCCCGCGGGUCCCGCCAUAACUGAGCUGGUGCUUUAUUUCUGGGUCUUCACCAUGGUGUGUGAGGAGAUACGAGAGACCUUCUUUUUAGGGACGAAGACUUUGCGCCAGAGACUCCGAGUGUACAUUCAGGAUGUUUGGAACAAAUGUGACCUCACCGCCAUUGUACUGUUCGUCAUCGGCUUAAUUUGCAGGAUGUUCAACUGGUCUUACGAAUUCGGCAGAGAUGUUCUGUGUGUGGAUUACAUGGUGUUCACACUCCGCCUCAUUCACAUCUUUGCCAUUCACAAGCAGCUAGGACCCAAAAUCAUCAUCGUGGGAAAGAUGAUGAAGGAUGUCUUCUUCUUCCUCUUCUUCCUGGGGGUGUGGCUGAUGGCUUACGGCGUAGCCAAUCAGGCUUUGCUGUACUCCUACGACCCCCGACCCGAUCGUAUUUUCCGCCGGGUUUUCUACAGGCCGUACUUGCACAUAUUUGGACAGAUCCCCGUGGAAGAAAUGGAUGUGGGGAAGGAUUGGGACAUGCCGUGCACCAGAAACGUGACACUGAUUGACGCCGGUGCAGAACCGUGUCGGGUUACGUACAGUAACUGGCUGGUGGUAAUCCUGCUGGUUGUUUACCUGCUGGUCACCAACAUCCUACUUAUCAAUCUUCUCAUUGCCAUGUUCAGUUACACUUUCAAUGAGGUGCAAGCCAACAGUGACAUCUACUGGAAAUUCCAACGCUACAACCUCAUCGUCCAGUACCACUCGCGCCCCUCGCUGGCCCCGCCCUUCAUCUUCCUCUCUCACAUCAACCUCUUCAUCAAAAGGAAUAUCCGCAAGGUCUCGUCCGUCAAGAUCCACCACUUCGUAUUGCAACUCAAAGGCAAGACGGCAAACCGACUCAUGACGUGGGAAACCAUCCAAAAGGAAGAAUUCUUAAGCGCUCAGAGUAAAAUCCAAAAGAGCAGCGACUCGGAGAGACUCAAGCGCAUGUCGACCAAGGUGGACGGUGUGAUGAAAUAUCUGACUGAGGGCAGAGACUUUGACCACAGACUCAGGACUUUAGAGACUGAGAUGGAGUAUUGCUCCAGCGCACUAAGCUGGAUUGUGGAUACUUUGGCGCAAGGCGGCACAUACAAACCCCCUCGGCCCCCCCCAAACCUGAGAGAUUCAUUCACACCAUCUUCUUGAGGAGGGGGGGGGGCGUGUCCCAAAAAGACCUCAACGGUUGUCAUGCCAACUGCCUGCCAAAAUGUUUUUGUUACUCACUAGAAGCUAUCAAUAUUGUUACAUUAUCGAAUACAGGACUGUUUUUUUUAAGUGCAAUGUUUUUAUUUUCAAAUGCCAAACUAUAUUUAUAGUUUACAACUGGAAAAUGUACAUAUUUAACACGGGUGGAGGCUAGUUCACAUUUGAUGCUGACUUUGUACUAUUUGUUGUCACUUUAUGUUGUCGAUAAGAGUCACGCUACUUGAGGAAAGGAUUCUUUUUUUCACUUUCACUGUUUUAAUGUUUUACAAUAAAAUGUCGUUUACAAAUUC